Messenger RNA from Lolium perenne, 752 nucleotides. RefSeq lists its product as uncharacterized. The record is from RefSeq and is a predicted model, not a curated record. NCBI's taxonomy places the organism in Eukaryota, Viridiplantae, Streptophyta, Magnoliopsida, Poales, Poaceae.
GCCGUUGCUUUUGCUUCCAUCCGGAAGCCCCUCGCUAUAUCUCCUCCUCCCCACCCGGAUUCCGAGGCUGGCGGCCGUCUUCUUCUCCCCGUCGCCGCCGGAAUCUUGGCAGGGCAGCUAGUUUUGCAGCUCGGGCUCUCGCGCCCCGCCGCCUCCGGAGUUCGAUGUCCGUUUGUACCCGAUGGAUCCGCACCGCCUGAACUGCCCCGCCGCCGCCGACGCCGACACCGCCGACACCGAGGACUGGGAUAAUGACGACUUUGUGAUUCCAAGCUUGAGCGUUGAAGAAUCUGAUCAGGGUGACUGGGAAGUUUCACAGGCUUCUGCACCUCAACCACCUCCAAAGCAAGAGCCUACCAAGGACACGGAGAACAUCUAUCUUGGUCCUCACUGGGCAGCGCCAUCUCGGGGAAAGAAGCAAGAAGAAGCUUUAGCUACAUCCGGGUACCAUGAUAAGAACAUCAAGGUGAAGGAAGCUGAUCGGAAGGUGUCUGGAACCGGCCGGGAUAACAAAGUAGGCUUCUCAAGGGACUUCCACCGCUACAACAAUGCUGGUCACCAUGUCAAGUAACCCUACAAAUGAUCCACCGGAACACCCCGUGAUGUCAACAGUCAGUUAAAAGUUCAGCUAUCUAUCCCUGGUGUAAUUGAAAUUCGUGCGGGUCAUUGGCCUAAUUAUUACCAGCGGCAUUUAUACUUCAAAUCAUAUGUACCGUGCGUCUGCUGCUCUGGAAAAUUGGGUUUGUUUCGGA